Molecule: messenger RNA, 1065 nt
Organism: Adineta steineri
Lineage: Eukaryota; Metazoa; Rotifera; Eurotatoria; Adinetida; Adinetidae
Source: the annotation of a GenBank genome assembly
AUGUCGUUGAGUAAUUUUGAUGCUGAGAUGUCUCGUUUUGAGAAUGAGAUCUCCAAUACCAAUACAGUCACUGGUCCACCAAGAAUGCCUAUGAUGCCACCUGGUCCACCACCACCUGGUAUGUUUCCACCACUACUACCAGGUUUACCACCUCUUCCACCACCACCACCUGGUGUAAUGGCUCAGUUAUUAAAUAAUAAUAAUUCGGUUCCUUCACAAACUCGUUUACCACCUCGACCUGCUUUUGUACCACAUCAACUUCGUCAUCGUGUUCCACAACAAUCUGUACCUUUUCCUUCAUCAUCAAUGCGAGCGUCACAAAUGGCUUCAUCAAUUCCUCAACGAAUUCCAUCGCCACCACCAUCAUUACAAAAUUCGAUUCCUCCUCCACAACAAUCGACGCUUUCAGCUCAACCAUUACUUUAUAAAAAUCAAACAUCUAAUGAAAAAUCAACUCAUCCAAUUGAACCAACUAAUCCUAUUCCUCAACUUCCUACACAAAUACCAAUCAUAGAGAAUAAACCUUCUGCACCAAAAUUAGAUAAACCAUUAGUUACUAAACUUGAGCAAAAUCCUCAUCCAGUUAGUAAAGCAUAUGCUACAACAUCACAACCAAUGGAAACUAAUGAUCAUGAAGGUGAGAGUAGUUCAACAACAAAGAAAAAAAGUAAAAAUAAACAACCAAAAAAACCACGUCAUGUUCGUAUGGCUGGUGGUACGACAUGGGAAGAUGAAACACUUGCUGAAUGGGAUUCAGAUGAUUUUCGAUUAUUUUGUGGUGAUCUUGGUAAUGAAGUUAAUGAUGAUGUAUUAGUACGAGCUUUUAAUAAAUAUCCAUCAUUUCAAAAAGCAAAAGUUGUUCGAGAUAAACGAUCAGGAAAAACUCGUGGUUAUGGUUUUGUUUCAUUUAAAGAUUCUCAAGAUUAUAUUCGAGCAAUGCGUGAAAUGAAUGGUAAAUAUGUUGGUAAUCGACCAAUUAAACUACGAAAAAGUACAUGGCAAGAACGAAAUAUUGAUGUUGUUCGAAAGAAAACCAAAGAUAAAGUCAAAAUGGGUCUUAGAUAA